Tachysurus vachellii is the source of this 5521-nucleotide messenger RNA. RefSeq names its product adenylate cyclase activating polypeptide 1b (pituitary) receptor type I (gene adcyap1r1b). Lineage: Eukaryota; Metazoa; Chordata; Actinopteri; Siluriformes; Bagridae. Gene Ontology annotation, cellular component: neuron projection; plasma membrane. Bases 457 to 1797 code for a protein of 446 amino acids. The transcript is spliced from 14 exons. The record is from RefSeq and is a predicted model, not a curated record. Gene Ontology annotation, molecular function: vasoactive intestinal polypeptide receptor activity; peptide hormone binding; G protein-coupled peptide receptor activity. Gene Ontology annotation, biological process: cell surface receptor signaling pathway; adenylate cyclase-modulating G protein-coupled receptor signaling pathway.
CCAGUCUGCGCGCAGAAGCGCAAAGCAAGCACACACACACACGCACACACACGCACACACUUAUUCACUAUUACAGUCACAUCGCCGUUUCUCUCAGUGUUUUUCGCUCCUCUCUCAGUGCUGUGUAUGCGGGGUUUCUGGAGCAUUUCUACAGCACAUCUCAAGACGCUGCAAUCCCUGCACUGCUCAUCAUCACCAAGUUUCCAGGCACAGGAUUGUUUCAUUUAUAUUUGCAUCGCCUUCUAUCGUCGAUGUGUUCUACGCAUCUCAAAAAGAUACCACCAAAGAAAGAGACUGAAGUGAUCUACCAGCCUAAUAUUCAAAAGCCUCAUCUCUCUGUGCAUUGCGAUGAUUCCAAGAUGAUUUAAAAGAACAGCAAUAUUCGUGAAUCUCUUUGCUACCCUUACUACCCUGAUCUCCAGUGCAGAAGAUUUCACAACACCAUUUUUGAAUAAAAUGGCUGCCCUUGUGAAAAACUGCAUUUACAUGCUCUUGGCAUUUACUCUACUUCCUGAGUUCUUAUGCAUGCACCCAGACUGUGUCAUCCAGCUAGAAAAAGAAAAAUGUAUGGAGAGGAUGGCCUUGGACGACCCUGGCAGUGAGCCUGAAUAUGUGUGUCGCUGGAUGUGGGACAAUCUGACAUGCUGGCAGCCGGCCAGAAUAGGUGAUAUGGUGUGGAUGCCCUGCCCUGAACUAUUUGAGUUCAUGAAUGAAGAAUAUGAAGAGUUUGGAAAAGUGAGCCGGAACUGUACUGAGGAAGGCUGGUCAGAGAUGUUCCCUCAUUACGUCGAUGUGUGUCCAUUUGAUGACAAUAGAACGAACCCUAUGGACAAGUACUAUGUGUCUGUGAAAGCUCUGUACACAGUGGGCUACAGCACAUCUCUGGUGUCUCUCACCUCGGCUAUGGUGAUCCUCUGCUGGUUCAGGAAGCUCCACUGCACCAGGAACUUCAUCCACAUGAAUCUCUUUGUGUCUUUUAUCCUGAGAGCCAUCUCAGUUUUUAUUAAAGAUGGAGUUCUGUAUGCUGAGGAGGACAGCAGUCAUUGCUUUACACAUACUGUGAAGUGUAAGGCAGUAAUGGUGUUUUUUCACUACUGUGUUUUAUCAAACUACUUCUGGCUGUUCAUUGAGGGACUGUACCUCUUUACUCUGCUGGUGGAGACCUUCUUCCCUGAGAGGAGAUACUUCUAUUGGUACACCAUCAUCGGCUGGGGAACCCCAACGGUGUGUGUGACAAUCUGGGCAAUGCUUCGUGUGCAUUUUGAUAACAUUGGAUGUUGGGACAUAAAUAACAAUGCUGCCAUCUGGUGGGUGAUAAAGGGACCUGUGCUUGCUUCUAUUAUGAUCAACUUUGUCCUCUUUAUCGGUAUCAUCAUAAUCCUUGUCCAGAAGUUGCAGUCUCCUGAUAUAGGAGGCAAAGAAUCCAGCAUUUACUUACGCCUUGCUCGCUCCACUCUCCUGCUCAUCCCUCUCUUUGGUAUCCACUACACUGUGUUUGCUUUCACUCCCGAGGAUGUCAGUAAGAGAGAACGGCUCGUGUUUGAACUGGGGCUCGGAUCUUUCCAGGGCUUUGUGGUUGCUGUCCUUUACUGCUUCCUCAAUGGCGAGGUGCAGUCAGAGGUGAAGAGGAAAUGGAGAAGCUGGACGGUGAACCGUUACUUUGCAGUGGACAUGAAGCACAGGCACCCGUCGUUGGCGAGCAGUGGUGUAAAUGGAGGCACGCAGCUCUCUAUCCUCAGCAAAAGCAGCUCGCAGAUCCGCAUGUCCAGCCUGCAGGCUGAGACUCCAGCCACAUGAGCUGCAGUCUCUUACAUCCACAGACACACACUGAACUCCUCACACUUAGCACUAAUUAGUCCAGUUUCACCUCAGAGACUUGCAUUGUGUGGGGCAAACUGCUGCUGGAGGCCAUUCAUCAGAGCAAUCUGCUCCUGAACACACACUAUUUCAACACCUUUAAUAAUCACACGGUCAAGGAGACUAAAUUUGGCUCAUCCUUUAUACAAAUGAUGGGAUUUCUAGAGCCAGGAAAAUCUCUUUGGCGUCGUCGUGCCAAAUAAAUGAAAUAUUUUGCUCUUAUUCAUUGUGAUGAUCCUCAACACAAAGGCUAAAUAUCCUAAAUAUGACCUGCCAUACACCUGAACUCUCACAAAUUUUUAUAAUCAAGAAAACGUUAACUCUUCCCUCAGACAGAUGGGAAUGGUUUUGUCCAUGAUCCAUAAGCAAAAAAAAAAAAAACAUGGAUGGCACAAAGGGAAACACUUGGACCUGCCUAUCAUUAGACCUUUAUAACAUCAGUUUUCAAGAAAAGGGAUAUUUCAACACUGAAACGUUAACACUGAAUCUAUUUGAUUUAAUACAAAUAGAGGUACAAGAGCUAAUAAUCUGCAAAAAGUAUUUUAUUUAGAAAUUGUUCAUCGUGUUCUUGAACUUCUUUCUCAAUGUGCUGGUGAAUAUGGUCUUUGACUUGCUCUACACCAUGCCGUGGUCUCCCUAUAAGGGUGAAUAAUCAUUAUAUUGUACUUCAGUAAUGAAAUGUUUAGAAAAGGAUAAUGUUUUUAAAGAAGAAAAUAACGAAUAGCUGAGAGGAUUCAUGCUAUUUAUUCUAUUAAUUGAUGCUGAUAGAUGUGUGGAACGUUCCAGCGUAACGUUUUUUAAGCACACAGACGACAUACUCACGUGCGUCAUUGGGAUAGUUGUCCGAUGAGGUAGUGAAAGAGCAUGUUAAAGCUUUUUUUAACUGCAGUUUGACUAUCAGUUUAGAACUGUGAAUGUAUACAGUAUGGUUACUGAAUUUGGGACCAUUUUUUUAACAGAAGAUUUUGGUGAAAAACUCUGACCUCUUAUUAUUUUAGAUGAAACAAAAGCAAAACUAUUGAUAAUUCCUGAUACAACUAAAACCAAUACAUUCAAAUACUUUAAAUUGUAUAGAUGCGUUUUUUUUUUUUUUUAAUGUAAUUUUCUAACUAGCCGUCAGUACUGAAAAUGUCACUACAGCAAACAACAAGCAAAGCACCUCAUGAAUUUUGUAGAAACUUGUUUGGCUUAUUCUUGUUGUUUGCAUGAUUAUUUUUUUCCAUGAAUGGUUCAACAGUAAGAUCACUAUAUUGUAUAUAUGUAGUCUUAUUCAGCUUCAUAAAUACAAAGUGAAUAUUUUGGUCAUAUUUUUGGUAACACCAUUUUUUGGUAGAAUUAUUCUAUUAAAUAUCUGCUUCCGUUGGUGGUUUUUGAACUUAAUAUCACAAUAGAAUGCUAUCUUUAUCAUUUUUCCCAAAUAUAAAGCAAAAUCAAUCUAUCACAUGGCACUUUUGGUACUCCAAAGAUAAGUGUUUAGAUAUUUGACUUUGUAAAGCUGGUUAAUGCCGAACUUGUCUUGCAAAAGCUGUGGAAAAAGCUUUGCAGCUGAUGUCAAUAUCAGAGCUCCUCAAUUGGGGAUGCUGAGAAAGAUAUUCUUUAAUAGUGAUGCUCAGAACGUUUAUCAUGAAAGUGCCUUUUUGCACAAAAGUAAGAAUACAAUAUUGAAACGAUAGAUAAGAUAAUCCAGUGUUAUUCAACUGCAAAUGCAUGAAGCUGUGUAACUCUGGGGAAGUACUUUUAUUGUACAUAAGUAUGUCUGUGUUAAAAACCAAGAGGCCUUGAAAAAAAAAAAAAAAUUACAUUUCGAUUUUGUUUCUUAGCCUUCAAUUAGACUUUUGACCUUUUCAGAUAUUUCCUCUGGAAAAAAUCUAGAAAAAUUGUGUUUUUAAUUGAAUUGUAGCCGGAUUUUGAUAUUUCCAAAUUGAAUCGCAAAACAUUUUUUUGCUUUUGUAUUGCUAGCCAUAAAAACAUUCCACCUUUGUGUAUUAUAGAACACUUAGCCUUUUUUCCACGUUAUAUCAGUGUAAUGCCUUGUUUGCAAAAAGAAACUGCAAAGAGAGCCGAUAUGUGUUUCAACAUGAAAUGAAACACGAAUAUAAAUUCUACAUUUAUUUUAAAUUUUGAAAAAUCACCAUUUCAUUAUAUCUGUAAAGUUACAGUAGAGAAGACGGUGUAAUGUUUUCUGGUGUUGUCAGCUUCAGUAAAGUGUAGAUGUGUUGUGAAUGUAGUUCGGUUCAGCACAUUUCACAUACACUUAUAAGUUAGAAUGCAAAUCACAGCUCACACGUCUUAAAAGGCAACAGUUUGUACUGAUAUUCGUUAUAAACUCUUGUGGUGUUGUACAAGACUAGACUAGAAGACUAAGUGUAGACUCUGUGGCCUUUACAGAACUGAAUCCAUCUUCAUUGAUAAUCUUCUAUCGAAUCAGUGCCAAAAUGUACGUUAUUAUUAUUCGAAGUUGUGGAUCGGCCACAAGCGGAGUGUUACAUUACAUCUUAAGCAAUAUGCCAUUUUAUUUUAAGUCCAAGUCUCAUUAAUUAUAUCAUGUUCUGAUAUGAGGUUGUGCCACACGUAACUAUUCGCUCUUGGUGUUGAUUUGUUCUUUCAGUACAUAACAAUACAUUCCGUUGUUCUAUAAAGUAGUUAUAGUAUCGUGUUAAUGAGAAGUGUACCAUAGCGGACAUGCACUCUGAAUGGUUGUGUAUGUAACAUGCAGUAUUGAGUAUUGUGCUUCUGGAGCUGUAUCUAAUAAGUGUUCAUUCAACAUGGGUAGUUGUGUGAUUUUUUUUUUCCCUGUGUUUUUUUUUUGGAAGACAAUGUUUGCUAUGUAAAGCUUGUGUUAUUGCUGCCUGCGAUCGUGAAAUAGCUGCAUGUGUAUUGUGUGGUUUUGAUGGUUUCUUUACAAACUGGGUGUGUUGAUGUUUAACAAGAAAAUGGAUCUGUCACAAUAAAUUCACAAGAAGUUAGCACUUACUUGAAUACGACUGCAAACGGUUCUGAUUAUCGCACUGAUUUCUUUCAUGUUGCCGUCAGACAAGGAACUUCCUUUUCACUGCAAAAUCUUUGUAGCCUUUUGUCUGCACUCAUUAUUGUAGGAAUCACCCACACUCACAUUAGUAUUUCACUAAUUAUUCAGCAUAGCAUAGAAUCUGUGUCACUAGUUAAUGACACUGAGUGCUGAUUGUAUGAAAACAGGUGUAUUGUGUCUGAAGACAUUUCUAAUCUAUUGUCAUAUUCCACAAUACCAGCCGUUUUAAACACGCAGGGUUGAUCAAAGAAACCUGUUAAUAAGAGCCAAUACUGAAAAUGUCAUAUCAUCAGCAAAAAAGGGCGCGAUUUCUUUUUUUCUGUUUUAAUCGAACCUUAACAGCACAGCACAUAUAAACAUUACCAACAUCUAUUACUAAAAUACAGAAAUAAUUCGUGAAUCAGCUCAAUGUUUGAGACGCCAGCGACCGAACAAUAAUUACUGAAUGUGAAUGCAUGACAGAACCCACAGCUGAUAAUCGUGUUGCUUUUGUGAAAAAACCUUUAGCUUUUUUUUUCAUCCUAUGUCACUUUUGCUAUAUAACGUCCUUUAGUUUUGUAUAUAAUGACUUUUAAAUUGCAAUAAAUGUCUCUAAAACUGCCAAAGUGUGUAGUAUUAUAGACAAACUUGACAGCA